AAUUUCGUGCAAUUAUGAUAACGUGACCGUUUUCAAUCCUACAAUAUAACAAAACUAGUCCUAUAUCAUAUACUCAUUGAUCAUAAACAGCAAUGUAAGACCCCUAAACAUCCAACCACCCAGCUGAAGGGGGCUUUAAAAUUGAGACAAGGGAAGGGGGUGAAGGGGUUUCUCUCGCCUCAAAUGCAAGAAGCGGCAGGGUUGGGUAUCAUGGGUAGUGGUGGUGACGUCUCAGAUGAGCAGAACCACCAUAUGAAGGCGGAGAUAGCCGCACACCCACUAUACGAGCAGCUCCUCGCCGCCCACGUGUCGUGUCUCCGCGUCGCGACUCCGAUCGAUCAGUUGCCGCUUAUUGACGCCCAAUUAGCCCAGUCUCACCACAUAUUUAGAUCUUAUGCUUCUUCACACCAUGACCACUCUCUCCCCCCACAUGAAAGGCAAGACCUUGACAACUUCUUGUCACAGUACUAUGUAGUCUUGUGUAGUUUUAAAGAACAGCUGCAACAACAUGUCAGCGUUCAUGCCGUUGAAGCCGUCAUGGCCUGCCGGGAAAUAGAGAACACUUUACAUGCCCUCUCAGGGGCAAGUCUAGGUGAAGGUAGUGGUGCAACAAUGUCGGAUGAUGAGGAUGACCUGCAAAUGGACUUGUCUUUAGAUCAAUCUACAGGUGUUGAUGGCCAUGACAUGAUGGGAUCCUUCGGUCCGCUCAUUCCAACUGAAUCCGAAAGGUCCCUGAUGGAGAGGGUUCGCCAUGAACUCAAGAUCGAACUCAAGCAGGGAUUCAAAUCAAGAAUUGAAGAUGUGAGGGAGGAGAUAUUGAGGAAAAGAAGGGCUGGUAAACUACCUGGUGACACCACUACUGUCCUCAAAAACUGGUGGCAGGAGCACUCAAAGUGGCCAUACCCGACUGAGGAUGACAAGGCAAAGCUGGUGGAGGAGACAGGGUUGCAGCUAAAGCAAAUCAACAACUGGUUCAUCAACCAAAGGAAGCGAAAUUGGCACAGCACCUCCCAAUCCGUCACAUCUUUAAAGUCCAAGCGCAAAAGGUAGCUACAGAUGAAUAUAUAUAAAGGAAUUCUCUAGUGCGGAGUUAAAAAUAAGCACUUAAAAUGCAGAUGAAUUAAUGUUUUAUUAUAAACCAAUGGGUUUUACUUGUCAUUUCACUCUAAAAAAAAUGGUCCGCAUUAGAAAAUUCUUUUAUAUAUAUGGAAAGACAUGGAUGGAGAAGAGAAGCCUAAUUAGUAUUUGAGUUGAUAUGGUAGCAUUUUAUGAGACAUCGUGGGAUAUAAAGAUAGUGUAAGUGAGUGAGUGAUAGCUAACACCCCUUUUACAGAAUUAUAAUGUAACAUAAUGUCCAAUGUGUAGUUAGAAUUUGUAGAAUAUUCAUGUCCUUAACAGAGUAAUGAUACACCAAUUAUCAUCCUCCCUC
Tripterygium wilfordii is the source of this 1429-nucleotide messenger RNA. RefSeq names its product homeobox protein HD1-like. NCBI's taxonomy places the organism in Eukaryota, Viridiplantae, Streptophyta, Magnoliopsida, Celastrales, Celastraceae. Gene Ontology annotation, molecular function: DNA binding. The transcript has 6 exons. Gene Ontology annotation, cellular component: nucleus. The record is from RefSeq and is a predicted model, not a curated record. Gene Ontology annotation, biological process: regulation of DNA-templated transcription. The coding region runs from base 184 to 1050 and encodes 288 amino acids.